ACAUCCUGCACUUGUCAGUGAGCCAGCAGGUCAGCGUAUUUCCCUGCUGCCCUCAGACUGGCUGGAAUAGUGCACAGACUUAUGUUUCUAUUUGUGACACGGACUCAUUUAUGGAUAAACAGAGCGGAAGAGCGUGAUUCUGUGAAGUGACGCGCUGUGGCCGAAGGCAGGUUUGCACGAGCAAAAUCCGGUAGUGCGGAUUUCAGUGCAGGAAUCAGAGGAGUCUGUCAGACCGGUUCUUCUGCUUUACCGUGUCGCUGUAAAACAGAUACAUAGCAUGACAUACAGUCGUUUAAUGUGCGUUUAAAAGGGAGGUCAGCUCCGGUUGGGACAGCCCUGGGCUCCACGAGCAAGGAGUUAUGAGCAGUCUUACUAAGAAGAAGACACGGUUUAUUAACAAUCCUGGCAAUAAACUGUCUUUUGGCAAUAGAGACUGGAACGAUGACUUCAUCAGCCUCUACGAUGAGUCCUUUGGGAGAGGGAUGUACGGAUUGCAGCCAAACAAUGACAGACACCCUUCACCACGGGACGGAAUGACGCUGAGGCUCAAAAGUCCUGCCUCCGACAUCCUUCCUAGAGGCCAUCUGGACCUGAGCACAACUUCUGUCAUCAGCUACCUCCACACCGGCAAUACGAAUUACUGCACAAGCCCGGCCUCACACUACCACGAAAAGGACCGUCUGCUGGACAUCCGGAAACGGUCCGGCUCUUCCAGACGCCGGUUCGAGGUGGUCACGGAGCUGGGACCGGAGGAAGUCAGGUGGUUUUACAAAGAGGACAAAAAGACAUGGAAGCCUUUCAUGGGACACGACUCUCUCCGGAUAGAAAUAAUGUAUCGCAGAUUCUGCGAGCUAAACCCGGAGAGCAGCAGUGGUGGAGAGGAGAUUCUCAAAGAUGAUGGUCCCGAUGGAGGCGAACCAUCGCUGGAGACGCGCGAGCCCAGCGAGGAGACAUGUGAAAGUGUUGACAUCGCUAUAGAAGCCGUGUGCGUCCGAGGAGGACUCUAUGAAGUGGACGUGAGGAAAAAAGAGUGCUAUCCAGUGUACUGGAAUCAACAGGAGUGCAUCCCUGUCAUGAGAGGCCAGUGGUUCAUUGACGGCACAUGGACGCCUGUAGAGGAGGAUGAGAGCGACCUCAUAGAGAAAGAACACCUUGCUUGUUUCCGAGGACAACAGGUACAGGACGCUUUUGAGACUGACGCGCUGGCCAAGACUGUGGACAGGAAAGAUGCCAUUCACAGUCUGCAGUUGAGCCGCAGUCAUGUUGACUGGUACAGCGAUGAUGAGGUGUAUCUAUACAGUGACGCCACCACGUCUAAGAUUGCUCGCACUGUCACACAGAAGCUGGGGUUCUCUAAAGCCUCCAGCAGUGGCACUAGACUGCACCGCGGUUAUGUGGAGGAGGCCUCGCUGGAUGAUAAACCCCCUCAGACCACACACGUUGUGUUUGUGGUUCAUGGCAUUGGACAGAAGAUGGACAAGGAUCGCAUCAUCAAAAACACUGGCAUGCUGCGGGAAACUGUGAGGAAGAUGGAGGAGAAGCACUUUGCUGAGCAAACAGAGGAGCAUGUGGAGUUCCUGCCGGUCGAGUGGCGCUCUAAACUCGCUUUGGACGGCGACACAGUGGAGUCUAUCACACCAGAUAAGGUGAGAGGCCUGAGAGAUUUACUCAACAGCAGCGCCAUGGACAUCAUGUACUACACCAGCCCUCUCUACAGAGACGAGAUCACUAAAGGUUUGACGCAGGAGCUCAACCGCCUGUAUUCUCUCUUCUGCUCACGAAACCCUGAAUUUGAGAGGAAAGGCGGCAAAGUGUCCAUCAUCUCCCACUCUCUGGGCUGCGUGAUCACCUUUGACAUCAUGACCGGCUGGGAUCCUGUGCGCUUCUGUCUGCAAGAACAUCACGAUCAGCUGCUGGGGGACGAUUUACACUGGACGAGUUAUGAAGAGCGCCACCUGCUGGAGGAAGUGCAACUAACCAGACAAAGGUUACGAGAACUGCAAGAUCAGCUUCAGGGCCUGAAGGCAUCGACACCUGCACCCUUCCCUACGUUAAAGUUCAAGGUGGAGAACUUCUUCUGCAUGGGCUCUCCUCUGGCUGUGUUCCUGGCUUUGAGAGGGAUUCGGCCCGGAAACACCGGUGACCAGGACCACAUCAUGCCCAAAUCCAUCUGCCGGCGCCUCUUCAACAUCUUCCACCCAACAGAUCCUGUGGCCUAUCGACUGGAGCCUCUUGUUUUAAAGCACUAUAGCAAUAUCGCACCUGUCCAAAUACACUGGUGUAACACUAUCAACGCCACUCCAUAUGAUGAGAUCAGACCCACAUAUAUAAACGUCAGUAAGGACGUAGCGUCAGACACGGAGAACGGCCCCAGCACCUCACCUGUCCUGGCCAGUAGUUACUACGGAGAGUCCAUCACCAACCUGGGCAAGGCCAGCAUACUAGGUGCUGCGAGUAUCGGAAAGGGCAUCGGCGGGAUUUUAUUCUCCCAUUUCUCUCGCUCACCCAGCCUGCCGUCAACCGGGGAUUCUGGGAUGGGUGACAGUGAGGACAGCCAAAGCACUUUUGCAUAUUCAGCCAUAUCUCCAUCCUCUUCCUCCUCUUUAUUUGAUGCAGCAGUUGAGAUGGAGCAUCGCAUGGACUUCGAGCUUCGGGAGGGUUUGGUGGAGAGCCGCUAUUGGUCAGCUGUGACCUCACACACGGCCUAUUGGACCUCCCACGACGUCGCCCUGUUCCUCCUGACAUUCAUAUACAAACAACAGAGCACAGAGCAGGCAGGAAACGCCUCACACAAUAAAGACUGAUCCAUCCUAGGACACUUUAAAGAACACUUGGUGCCUCUGAGUUUCUUUCCUAAGCCUUCCGUACGGACAGAGGCUGGACUAUGCAAAGCUGCAUUAUUAGGAAACUGUAAUAUUUUUUAUAUAAUGUAAGUCCAAAGAAGAUCCGUAGGAAGUAUAUGCAGCAGACACGCACAGACAUUCACGCGGCUCUAUUGGUCAGCAGAACAUGAUAAACCCCUAAUAAUGACCGGCACUUAUUUAAAUGUGUACGUUUUAUAGAUACCUUUGUUUUGACCUGAGAAAUCAAUGUCUGUUUAAUGCAAUAACAUGUUUAACAAUAUGCAUAACUAAAUGUUUAUUGUUAACACAGUUGUAUUUUUAUGCAGAAGGGUUCGUUGUGCCCUCACAACUAGAUAAUUUAUUUAUUUUAUUGACUCGGUGCACAUGAUUAUGAAUGAUUAUGGAUGGCUUGGGAAGAGAUUUCCACUUGCUGCUGGCACAGUUUUUAUAGCCAAAUCAUUCCAUCAUUGAAUCUCACAAAACUUGGCAUGGGCUGCAAUCUGUUUCGGGAAGAUUGUCCCUUCACUCGUACUGUAGUUUUAGUGUUUAUAUGUGCCACAAAUAACAACACUAUUAACAUGUAGACGCUAGCUCAUGGAAAACAUGGUAUUUAGGCUAGACUCUAUAGAUGUCAUGUCUGCAGGUUAAAGUGCGAUGGGGCUCGAGACUGUUCUGUCGUGUAGUUUCAUGUUCCUGUUCCUCUGUUUAUAUGUCCAUAUAGGUCACAUGUUUAUGAAAAGUGUCGAUGCUACUGAUACUGGUGUUUGGUUCAUCUGUUCACCUGCACUUUAAGAGCAGAAAUGUCCAAGACGUGAAGGACAAUAAGAAGUGAAUUGGUUUAGAUUGAGACUGGCAAGAGUGGCAUUAUCUGUAUUUUUUUAUUUUUUACCCAUUAGACCUGUGUUUCCCAGCCUGUUUUUGUCUUAUGUAUCCCACGUGCCCAUCAUAAACUUUAUCAACUACAGAAACGUGUUCCUAUUAACUCGUGUUACACUGGAUCUUAGUGAGUUUUGCUGUUACUGUUAUUAAACUGCCUAUUUUUAUUUAUAAAUGAAAUCAUUCAACAGUGGUAAAUGAUUUGCCGUUUUAUGUGGUGCGAUUUAAGAAUCACUAAGUAGGAAAAAUUUACAUUUUAUUCAUUCAGCAGAUGCUUUUAUCCAAAGUGACCUACAGAAGAGGAACAAAAACAAUGCAAACAUCACCAGAUAAAGAGGUUUUAAUGAGAAUCGGACAUUGGAGGUCUGUUAUAUAAGAUUAACUCCAUAAAAUAAAGAGAAAGUUAACAUUAAUCGAUAACGAUAACACAUAUAUGUACUACACAAGUUUUAUGUUUCUGUUUUACAGGUUUAUACACAAAGCAAAGUCUUGUCAACAUCUCAACAUUUAAGUUGGGAAUCACUGUUCUUGUGUGCGUGUGUCUGUGUUGUGAGUGUGCGUUUUUGUGUUUGUGCAAGUGAGAAUGAGUGAGUGUGUGUGUGCCUGUGUGUGUGAGCGAGAGAGUGUGAGUGUGUGUGGUUAUCUGUGAAAUGGGUUGCAUGUUAUAUCAGUGACAUCUGACAAAUAUUGUGUUUUCCUGUGUCAAAUAUAUAUAUAUAUAUAUAUAAUAUAUAUAUAUAUGGCAUUAUCCAUGUUUGGUUAUCUGCACCAGCAGUCAUUUUCUUAAGGGUUUCUCAAGUAAAACAGAGAAAUAAAUAGCUUAAGUUUACCUGUUUUUGGGUACAACGUUUAUGUAUGUAUUAGUUCAUAGCGGGGCAACAUUGCUCUUGUUUGAACUUUGCUGCUCUUUUCAGUGCUCAAAUAAAAAAAAACAAUAAUAAUAAAGUUGUUGAAAACUG
Messenger RNA from Ctenopharyngodon idella (grass carp), 4678 nucleotides. It is a transcript of the gene ddhd1a, whose product is annotated as DDHD domain containing 1a. Gene Ontology annotation, molecular function: metal ion binding; glycerophospholipase activity. Lineage: Eukaryota; Metazoa; Chordata; Actinopteri; Cypriniformes; Xenocyprididae. Gene Ontology annotation, cellular component: cytoplasm. The record is from RefSeq and is a predicted model, not a curated record.